Molecule: messenger RNA, 2004 nt
Organism: Paramormyrops kingsleyae
Lineage: Eukaryota; Metazoa; Chordata; Actinopteri; Osteoglossiformes; Mormyridae
Gene: pigm
Product: phosphatidylinositol glycan anchor biosynthesis, class M
Biological process (GO): GPI anchor biosynthetic process
Cellular component (GO): glycosylphosphatidylinositol-mannosyltransferase I complex; membrane
Molecular function (GO): alpha-1,4-mannosyltransferase activity; GPI mannosyltransferase activity
Source: RefSeq, a predicted model, not a curated record
GACGUCAAACGGGUACGCGAGGAAAAACACCAGGUUUCCACAAUAAUCUCUCCCAUUUUAAAGAAAAUAGCAGGCCCACAUUUUCCCUAAACAUGUGGGUGUCGUCGCCAGCGUCUGUCCGUACAUGCGGCUCAUGUCUCGCUCCAUAUUAAAGCACUGACGCGCGGAAAAGCGACGGAGAACCACUUUCGGGGUCGCAGGCUUCCUGCUUAAAGCCAUUGGCGCACUCAUACGGAAGUGAAGGCGUCUUGGCGAAUCGCAGGCUGGGGGCCCGGCUGGCGUCAGGACACCCCUGUUUAGGUCUUUUCUUACGGCGCAUCGGAGCGGAGGGCUAGCUGUCUGUGUUGUGUAUGGUUAUAGUUAUGAUAGAUGAGGGAUGUAGCGGCUUAAGGGACGCAGUGUCAUAGCAGCAUGCACGGCGUGCUUCACCUUUAGGCUUAUAGGUGCGGGUCAGGAGCCAUGAACACAGUCACGGUCCCCGCCAUGGACCGGGCGGGCGCCGUCCUGACCGGGAAGCGGCUGUUAUUCGCUUCGGCGCUUCUGAUGCGAAUUCUCAUGACUUUCUUUGGGAUGUAUCAGGAUGAAACUAUGGAGGUGAAAUACACAGACAUCGACUACCACGUAUUCACAGAUGCAUCCAGAUUCGUCACACAGGGCGCGUCGCCGUACAGGAGAUCCACUUACCGCUACACCCCCCUGCUGGCCUGGAUGCUGGCCCCUAACAUCUACCUGAGCGUGCACUUUGGGAAGCUGCUCUUCAUGGCAUGUGACCUCAUCUCUGGCUACCUGACGUACAGCAUCCUGCGCCGGCGGGGGAUGCCGUGUCAGCUGGCCUGUCGGUACUGCUCCCUGUGGUUGCUGAACCCCCUGCCCGCUGGCGUCUCCAGCCGGGGGAACGCGGAGGGCCUGCUGGCCGCCCUGGUGCUCGCCACGCUGGCCUGCCUGGAGGAUGGGCACCCGGCCCGAGCAGGCGCCUUCUACGGGCUCUCGGUGCACAUGAAGAUUUACCCGGUGACCUACGCCCUGCCCAUCGCCCUGUCACUCCGGGCCGCCCCGGGACGCGGCACCUCGGACACGGUACCACCCCACUGUGGAGGAAAGCUGGUGAAAGCCCUCCGGAGGUUCUUAAACAGGGACCUGCUUGUGUUUGCCGCUGUUUCCGGAUCGGUCUUCUGCGGAUUUACUUUACUGUUCUACCAGAUGUACGGCUGGGAAUUCCUGCAGGAAACUUACCUCUACCACCUGACCAGGAGGGACAUCCGGCAUAACUUCUCUGCCUACUUCUACAUGCUGUACCUGACCGCGGAGAGCUCCUGGAGCCUGGCGCUGGGCCUGGCCGCAUUCCUGCCCCAGCUAGCGCUGCUCCUGCUCACCUCACUGGCCUACCACUCUGACCUGGCCUUCUGCUGCUUCCUGAACACGGCCAUCUUUGUCUGCUUCAAUAAAGUGUGCACGUCCCAGUGCUUCCUGUGGUACCUGUGCCUCAUGCCGCUAGUCCUCCCUCGGCUCGCCAUGUCACUCAGGAGGGGACUGGCUCUCCUGGUGCUUUGGUUCGCUGGACAGGCGGUGUGGUUAGCCCCAGCAUACCUCUUGGAGUUUGAGGGACAGAAUACCUUUGUGCUCGUCUGGCUGGCCGGCCUGCUCUUCCUGCUCAUAAACACAUAUGUCCUGGUGGAGAUCAUUUGCCAUUAUAAGCCAGAGCAGAGGACUAAACUGGAUUAACGGGAGGACAGAGUGUAUCACUCAUACUCCCAACUUAAUCACAGCUGCUUCAGUGUCCAGAUAUGCUGACAACCCCAGUGCAAGUUUAUAUAAAUUAUUUUUUUGUUAAUCUUUGGCUAGAGUAUAACUGCAUUCCUAGAGCAAGCAGGCAGAAGAGCACUUAUUAAAAAUAAAAUAUUGGAAGUUUGUUGUAGUUCCUGAAUUUGUCUCAUAAUUCGUUUGUGAAUGAAUGUACCUGAGCAUACCUUUAAAAAUCACAAAUAUAUAUAUAAAAAAAAUGCA